AGGGAGGCAAGCAGGCAAGCAGCGGAGGAAAAGGAGUGGCUUUCUGUAGAUAGCUGUCCGUUCUACGACAGCCCUCUCUCUUGCUCUUUCAGUGACGGCCCUGUUAGUGACAAUAGUGGGGCCGACCGGGAGCUUCAAGACCCAGAAGGAGUGAAAGAGAGAAGGAGUGAAAGAGAGAAAAAAAGAGGAGGAAUCCACAGUCGAGAGCCAACCCCGCGUUCCCAACAGCACCAUGAUGUCUGCCGCACCCGCAAAGAGGAUGGUGUCCUCUGUGUUCAUCACUCUGGCCUCACCGUACCGCGCCACGGUCACGCCUAACUCCCACAUUCACAGCACUAAGGCAAGAGAUCCCCUUAACUCUGCCCUGCCCCUCAGCCCCGGCUACAGCCCCAGUGAGCCACAGCUUGCCCAGCGCCGGCCCUCGGCAGCCUCACAGGACGGGCACAACAGGACCCAGUUGCCCUCACCUGCCCCAGCGUCAGCGCCUGAGCCUAUCCCAGCACCCCCUUCACCUGUGACAACCGUGGGGAAGGACAGAGUUCCUGGCAGAGGAGAGGGCCCAAAACAGAAGCCACCCACAGCAGGAACCACUUCUGAUGAGCUCUUUCCCGCUCCGCCCCCUGUGACCGCCCCCCUGGAGCUCUUGGCUGAUGCUGCGAUUCCCCCACCUCCUCCUCCAUCCAUCCACAGCCCCCAUCUCACCCCCUCUCACCUCCAGCCCCCUCCACCCACCAUAACACAUGAGGUAAGUUAUCCAGACCUUGAGAACCUCUCGUUUCCACACAACCAUUCCCAUCCCAAGACCAGCAUAGCAGGAGCUCCCGCCGAGAAACAGCUUGUGGAGAGACACCCCUCUGGUGGAGGCCAGACAAAUGAACAGCUUCAGACACAGCCGGACAACAUGGGGGAUGACGUGGGACGAGAGAGCAAAGACCUGUGUGGCUUUUGCAGAAAAUCUGUGGCUCUGAGUGAAUCUGCUAUCGAGGCCUUAAACAGGACAUACCAUGCCACUUGUUUCCAGUGUCGGCAAUGCCACGUCCCUCUAGCUGGCAAACUGUACUAUAACAAAGCUGGGAUACCUCUCUGUGAGGAGUGCUACCAGGCCAGCCUGGAGCUCUGCUGGGCCUGCGGUGAGGUCAUCAAGGACCACGUGAUUCGUGGCUUGGAGCGAGCCUAUCAUCCAUCCUGCUUUGUAUGUACAACAUGCAGGCAGCCAAUCGGAGAGCAGAGAUUUGCACAGGGAGAGGUUGGGGAAGUCUACUGCCUUCAGGACUACUACAGGAAGUAUGCCCCACAGUGUAGUGCCUGUGAACUGCUGAUCAUUCCGAGAGAGGACGGCACAGACAGCUUCACAGUGGAGUGUCUUGGACGUUCCUUCCAUGAAGAUUGCUACCGUUGUGAGGUCUGCAGGCUUGUUCUUUCUCCAGAGCCUAAUGAGCAGGGCUGUCACCCACUGGAGGGUCAGAUCCUCUGUAAACCCUGCCACUUGACACUGGUCCAAAGAGCACAGCAAUGAAGCCAAACUCAGCUCAAGCCCAGAACCAGAGCGAACGAAACAAGAGCGACCCUAAGUUGAGAUGGAGGGAGAAGAGAAGGAUCUCAAAACUAAAAUCAGCUGAGGGGACAUCCCACUUCAUGGGAGAUUCAUGGGAACCACUGAAAAUUACAAUAUGUUUAUAUUUUUGUGGAAACUUAUAUUCAUGUUCAUAUAAAAUGUACCUUCAUGUAUGUCUAAUGUAGCAAGCAACCCAUCUAUUUUUUUUCACAUAGCUUAAUCCUUUGCACAUUUUGUGAGCACCAUCAAUUUAAAUGCACCAAAGAUAUUUAUUCAUUAAAUCAUACAAAAUGUUGGUAUUUUCUAUAUCGCGUGAAUACAUCGAACAUUCCUGUUUUUCAUUUUAAUAAAGUAAACUAGAAAGUAAA
Messenger RNA from Clupea harengus (Atlantic herring), 1923 nucleotides. It is a transcript of the gene fblim1, whose product is annotated as filamin binding LIM protein 1. The record is from RefSeq and is a predicted model, not a curated record. Gene Ontology annotation, cellular component: stress fiber; focal adhesion. Bases 233 to 1516 code for a protein of 427 amino acids. Gene Ontology annotation, molecular function: filamin binding. Gene Ontology annotation, biological process: cell-cell adhesion. The transcript has 8 exons. NCBI's taxonomy places the organism in Eukaryota, Metazoa, Chordata, Actinopteri, Clupeiformes, Clupeidae.